This is a messenger RNA of Rhineura floridana, 2179 nucleotides long. RefSeq names its product dual specificity phosphatase 1 (gene DUSP1). Bases 363 to 1472 code for a protein of 369 amino acids. The record is from RefSeq and is a predicted model, not a curated record. Gene Ontology annotation, cellular component: cytoplasm; nucleus. The transcript has 4 exons. Gene Ontology annotation, biological process: protein dephosphorylation; endoderm formation; negative regulation of p38MAPK cascade. Gene Ontology annotation, molecular function: protein tyrosine/threonine phosphatase activity; MAP kinase tyrosine/serine/threonine phosphatase activity. Lineage: Eukaryota; Metazoa; Chordata; Lepidosauria; Squamata; Rhineuridae.
CUGCUCCGUUCAGUAAGCAAGGAAACUGCAACAGAUAAGUAAGCGGCUAUUACUGCCCCGCCACCAAGGCUGCCAACAAACAAGAAGAGCAAAGUCCAAGCAAGCAGCGGCUUCAUCGCCAUCUUCCCGUUCAGAUUCAGGCAUAUUUAUUAUCGGAGGGAUACGGAUACGGUGAACAAAUUACAAGAGGCUUUUGUUUGGCAAGAAGCGCUGUCUGGUUUGAACAGCGUGAAGCCAAGACGAGACUAAACAAAGAGGAGUCUCGAGGGGCGGAAAGGAGACUAAAGGGGUCCCCGACUGCCUCGCUCAGGUCCCACAGCGGUGCCCUUUCGCCUCUCGCGCUGCCUGCCCUGCCCCAAGCGAUGGUCAACAUGCAAGUGUGCGCCCUGAACUGCGAGACGCUCCGCGAGCUGCUCAAGGACCGCUCCUUGCAGUGCCUGGUGCUGGACUGCCGCUCCUUCUUCUCCUUCAACUCCUCGCACAUCAGCGGCUCCUGCAACGUCCGCCUGAGCACCAUCGUCCGGCGGAGGGCCAAGGGAGCCAUGGGCCUGGAGCACAUUCUGCCAAACGAGGAAGUGCGCGCCCGCCUGCUCAAGGGGCUCUACCACGCCGUCGUGCUCCUGGAUGAGCGCAGCGCCGACCUAGAGGCGCCCAAGAGGGACAGCACUCUCUUGCUGGCCCUCAACACCCUCUGCAGGGAAGCCAGGGAUACCCGCAUCUGCUUCCUCAGGGGAGGAUAUGAUGCCUUCUUGUCCGCCUGUCCUGAGCUGUGCACAAAGCCAUCUGCUCCUAAAAACCUGACUUUGCCGCUCAGCACCAAUAAUGUGCCUGGCAGCGCUGAUUCAAACUGCAGCUCCUGUGGGACUCCUCUCUAUGAUCAGGGUGGUCCGGUGGAGAUCCUACCUUUCCUGUAUUUAGGCAGUGCCUAUCAUGCUUCCAGGAAAGAUAUGCUGGAUGCUUUGGGGAUCACAGCCUUGAUCAAUGUUUCUGCCAACUGCCCAAACCAUUUUGAGGGGCACUAUCAGUACAAAAGCAUCCCUGUGGAAGACAACCACAAAGCUGACAUCAGCUGCUGGUUUAACGAAGCCAUCAAUUUUAUAGAUUCUGUUAAAAAUGACGGUGGGCGAGUGUUUGUUCACUGCCAGGCUGGCAUCUCCCGCUCAGCGACCAUCUGCCUUGCUUACCUUAUGAGGACCAACCGAGUCAAACUGGAUGAAGCCUUUGAGUUUGUGAAGCAGAGAAGAAGCAUAAUCUCCCCCAAUUUCAGCUUCAUGGGGCAAUUGCUGCAAUUCGAGUCCCAGGUUCUUGCUCCAAAUUGCUCAGCAGAGGCUGGGAGCCCUGCAAUGUCUGCAUUGGACAGAGGAACAUCCACUACAACAGUCUUUAACUUCCCUGUCUCCAUCCCAGUCCACUCUUCUUCCAGUGCACUAAGCUACCUUCAGAGUCCCAUCACCACCUCUCCGAGCUGCUGAAAGGCGGGUGCAAGCUGAUCCUCUACACACAGACUUGAUACUCUUUGCUGUUACCUGAAAAGUGCAAUAACUUUGGGGGGCAGGUAUAUUGGCUUGCACUGGUCUCUUCUCAUUGCAGUUACAGAGCAAUACAAGAUCACCAGCACAGAGCAGCAUAUCUUGACUCCAGAAAGCCAGGUUCUUUCUGCUAGAUCUUGCUGAGAUGCAUUUUUGACCAGUGUCUGGAUGCCUACAAAGGAGACAAAGCACACAGGACAUUUGCUUUCUACUCCUGAAAUAUUCCUCUUAAAGUUUUUCUGUCUGUCAGUCUGUUUCAGUAGCAAAUCCAACAGUAUUCUCAUUCCUGGUUGUGCUAGGCUACAGUAACACUGUCCCCUUGUACAAGGAUGUCCUGGUAUUUAUUUAUUUUUUUAACGGUGUAGUUGCUUUGUGUGUUUUUGCCUUUUAAAGUCUGAAGUUUCUUUUUUUUUAAGAAACAAAACAAAAUACCUCAGUAUUUUUUGGGUACUGUAAUCCUGUAAAUACAUCUUAAGAACUGUUUCUGAAGCACUGACGUUGAAAGCACAAAGGCGAUUUUGUGUUUUUGGGUUGCCAACAGUUGUACGUUUGCUGAUUUUAUUUAUGACGUGAAAUAAUAUAUUUCUUCUUAUGAAAGAAGAACAUGGGUUUUGUUAUGAUUGUGCCUUUUUAUACAAACCAAAUAAAUU